AUGAAGGCACAGGCAGUGUGGUAUUUCUUCCUCAUUUCUCUGUUAUCUCUGAGUAGAUCUGAAGAUAUAUCAUUUCCACAGGUUUUUGGUCUAUCUAAACCUCAGAAAAAGGAAACAGUCACUGGAAGACUUGAUGCAGAUGUAACCCUCCCUUGCUCUUUUGAGAUUGGGUCUGAACCAGUAAUUUACUGGCGGAACCAAGAGAGUGAUAUUGUUCACUCAUUUUUCAAAAAUGCUGACCAGGUUGCUGGCUCCCAAUACGUAAACAGGACAUCCCUAUUUCAGGAAGAAAUUCCAAAUGGGAAUGCCUCCCUAAUACUUAAAAGAUUAAGACUUCAGGAUGAAGGGACUUAUACCUGCUAUGUUGGAACCUCAUCUAGUAAUUCCUGGACACACGUAGUGCUAAAUUUAGAAGGUUUCAUGACACCUGUGAUUGAAUAUGAAGAGACUAACUCAAACAACAACUUAAUAUGCAGUGUGUUAUGUGCUCAGCCUUGUCCAAAUAUCACAUGGGAAAUGGAUAAUAUAUCCAUUUCUAACCCCAUAGUAGAAGAAAGUGGUUCUUAUGUUUACAGUACAAUAAACAUUGUAUCGCCAGGUUCAUUUUAUGAAUGUGCUAUCGAAAACUUGUUGCUGGAGCAAAAAUGGACAGGAAGAUGGACAAAGAAAGGUGGGUUCCAUAGGUUGUUGUAUAUCUAUCUUAUAGCAACAGAAAGUGAAGAUGUUUCACUUUUGUGUGAACUUGGAAACAACCUUUUUCAACCUGAUGAAGACUUCAUGGUCACUUGGUCCAGAGUGCAAAAUGGGACUUCCUGUAUGCUGGCUUCCUUUCGGAGCUCCUCACAAGAAAUUACCAUCAAUGAAUCUCGACUAUCAUGCAAUGAAGAACAAAUAAACCAAGGCACCAUCUCUUCAACUUUGACAAAUAUUAGUACUUCAGACAGUGGGGAAUAUUUAUGCAAUAUUUCUUCAAGAAAAUAUACAUUACUCACCACCCAAAUACUGUAUGUAGAACCAUCUACAGAAAUGCCUCUUAUGGUCAAUGCUGUGGUUGGUGUGGUGGUGGUGAUGCUGAGAAGGAAAACUGGAAUCCAAGAAGUUAACCAAGUAGGAGAAGGAAUCAGACUUAAGCACGGCACCUAUGUGGCCCAGCUAACUAGUAGCAGGGGCAGAACUAGGUCCCAAGAAGCUUUUAUUCUGUAA
Molecule: messenger RNA, 1203 nt
Organism: Sorex fumeus (smoky shrew)
Lineage: Eukaryota; Metazoa; Chordata; Mammalia; Eulipotyphla; Soricidae
Gene: HHLA2
Product: HHLA2 member of B7 family
Exons: 6
Coding region: 1-1203 (400 amino acids)
Biological process (GO): cell surface receptor signaling pathway; negative regulation of T cell proliferation; T cell costimulation
Cellular component (GO): external side of plasma membrane
Source: RefSeq, a predicted model, not a curated record